Messenger RNA from Mobula hypostoma (lesser devil ray), 9177 nucleotides. It is a transcript of the gene cilp2, whose product is annotated as cartilage intermediate layer protein 2. Lineage: Eukaryota; Metazoa; Chordata; Chondrichthyes; Myliobatiformes; Myliobatidae. The coding region runs from base 98 to 3631 and encodes 1177 amino acids. The record is from RefSeq and is a predicted model, not a curated record. The transcript has 8 exons.
AGUACUCUACAAAGACUCCACUGUAUUUUUAUAUUUAAAUAAAACAACUUGAGGUCUUCCUAAGAGGCAGCACCUUCCACAUUUAGUGGAGAAGGAGAUGGAAGGAUCAGCAGUCUGGAUUUUCCUCAUCUUUCUUGUCUUGCAACAGUACAUUUCAGCUCAAGCUGCCAAAGAGAGCCAGCCCAAACUCCAGAAAUUGAAACAGAAUCGGAGGAAUCAGAAACUGAGUAACAACGAGGUACAGAAACUGCAUUCAGAUGUGACAGAGUGGACCUCCUGGUUCAAUAUCGACCACCCCAGCGGGCUUGGAGACUUCGAGCGGCUGGAAGCAAUCCGCUUCUAUUACCGGGAGCGGGUGUGCGCGCGGCCCACCUCCAUCGAGGCGCGCACCACCGACUGGGUGAAGGCGGACCAAACCGGGGAGGUGGUUCAUUACAGCCCCGACAAGGGCUUCUGGUGUGUGAACAAGGAGCAGCCACAGGGCAGGGUUUGCUCCAACUACCACAUUCGAUUCAAGUGCCCUCUAGAGGCCCUUUGGACAGAAUGGGGACCUUGGACUGCGUGUUCGGUCACCUGUGGCAGCGGGCAUACCCUACGCCACCGAAAUUGUGUCCAGACCUCAGACGGGCAGACUUGUGUUGGUCGAGCAAUUGAAGUUAAAAAAUGCGUUGAAUCGCCUUGCUCAGGUUGUCACCUGGUGUGCACGAUGGGCCGGGUAAAUGAAGACUGCAAUGGUUGCAUCUGUGACCAGCACAUCCUACUAGGGACAGUCCAUUCUACUGAUGGGUCACCUCUCAUUGGCAGCAGGAUAGCCAUGCCGGACCAACCCCUGGUGACGUUAACGACAACCAAUCAGACAGGUUCUUUCCGGAUCCCUGGAGUGUGUGCCCACACCAGAAACGUCGUGCUAGUCGAGCACAAAAAGUUUGCCCCUUCAGUAUUCCAAGCUGUUCAGAACAGUACAGAUGUUUCGGUGAUCAAGGCAAUCCUCACGCGAGUGGAAAGCCCUUACAUCGUGAAACAUCCAGAGAGUAAAGUGCGAUUUCAAGGUCAGCGGGUGACCUUCUGUUGCAAAGCCACAGGAGCUCCAAAACCACUCAAAUAUUUCUGGUAUCACAAUGGGACACUCCUUGACACUAAGAAUGAAAGUACUCUUGUGCUGAGGGACCUGAAGAGGUGGCAGGAAGGAGAAUAUUACUGUAAUGUUACCAAUGGGUUUGGUUUCAUCCGAUCAGCACCAGCAACCCUUACAAUUAUUGCCAAAGGACAGCCAAAGUGUAAGUCAGAACCAGUGGAGCACUUCAUCAGACUCCCCGAGAACUGCUUCCAAGCUGCCACCAAUUCCUUCUACUACAAUGUCAGGAAGUGUCCCAAUGUUGGUUGUGCUGGCAAUUUGAAAGAAGAGUUCCAGUGUAAGGACGGUACCAGCUACUGCUGCGGGGUGAAGCGGACAAAGUGGAAGGAGAUCGCUUGCCAGGGAUACACCCUCCCUGUCAAGGUGGUAACCAAGUGCGGCUGCAAGAGCUGCAUGGAGCCCAGAGUGUUGAUCCGAGGGCAGGCAGUGGCGGCGGAUAACGGGGAGCCCCUCCGGUUCGGACAGAUCUUCAUCGGGGGUGAGCUUGUCGGCCUGACUAGCUACAAGGGGACCUUCACCGUUCAGGUGCCCCAAGGGACAGAAAGGCUUGUUGUGCAGUUUGUGGACAGGCUGGGCAAGUUUGUGGACACCGUUAAAGUCUUGCCCUUUGACCGCAGGAGUGGUGCAGUGUACUACAUGGUUAAGCUGAUGCGAAAGUCAGAAACAAUUGAAGUUGACUCCCGUAAAGGCAUCACCAUACCUCUGGGGGAAAUGGAAGGGGAGGACACCAUUGGGGAGAUUGACAUUCCACCCGAUUCCUUCCGUAGAAGAAAUGGGGAGAGCUACAGUGGAAAGGUCAAAGCUAGUGUGACCUUUCUGGACCCCAGAAAUAUCAGUCUGGCCAUGUCGGCUUCGAGCGACCUCAGGUUUGUGGAUAGUGAGGGCAAUGUCCAGCCACUGAGGACUUACGGCAUGUUCUCGGCAGACUUCUGGGAGGAGCCAUCUAACCAGCCUCUGGAUGUUUCUGGAGCGCAGGUGUACCUGGACACAGCCAGCGUCAAGAUGCCAGAGCACAUUCAGAAGAUGAAGCUGUGGUCACUGAAUCCAGACACUGGUUUCUGGGAGGAGGAGAGCCUCUUCCACAUUGAGAAGAAGAAGCGGAACAAGCGCGAGGAGAGGACGUUCCUGAUCGGCAAUAUAGAGAUCCGGGAGCGGCGGCUCUUCAACCUGGACGUUCCCGAGGGCAGGCGUUGCUAUGUUAAAGUUCGGGCCUACAUGAGUGAGAAGUUUCUGCCUGGAGAGCAGCUGGAGGGAGCGGUGAUUUCCCUGAUUAAUCUGGAGCCACUGCCCGGUUAUAAGGCCAACCCUCGGGCUUGGGGGCGUUUUGACAGUGUCAUAACCGGGCCCAAUGGAGCCUGCCUCCCUGCCUUCUGUGAUGCUGACCGGCCGGAUGCCUACACUGCUUACGUCACGGCCACUCUUGGCGCCGAGGAGCUGGAAGCCGCUGCCUCAAGUCCUAAGAUGAACCCCAAUGUGAUUGGAGUAUCUCAGCCCUUCCUGGGCAAACUGGACUACAGGAGGACCGACCAUGAUGACAAGCAGCUGAAGAAGACGGCCUUUAGAAUCAACCUCCCCAAGCCCAAUGCAAACAACAUUGAUGAAGCUGAUGGGCCCAUAUACGCAUAUCAGAACAUGAAGGACUGCGAGAACGCCCCCAUCUCGGCCAACCACUUCAGGUUUUACAAAGUGGAGAAGGACAAGUAUGAAUACAACGUGGUUCCCUUUGAGGAGAAUGACUUGACCAGCUGGACCGGUGACCACCUCGCCUGGUGGCCAAACCCACAAGAGUUCCGUGCCUGCUACAUCAAGGUCAAGGUGAAUGGACCAGUGGAGGUCAUGGUGAGGUCGCGAAACUACGGCGGCACUCACCCAGAGACGACGGGGCAGCUCUACGGCAUCCGUGACGCCCGCAGUGUCCACGACCUGGUCAGGGCGAAUGUUUCGUCGACUUGCAUCGAGUUCAAGUGUAGCGGCAUGCUGUUCGACCAAAGCGCAGUGGACCGCACCCUCGUGACACUGAUACCCCAGGGUAACUGCCGCCGAACUGCAAUUAACAGCCUGUUGCAGGAGUACCUGCACAGACACCCGCCAUCGGCCGUGAACAAUGACACGUCAGCAUUUAGCAUGCUGGCUCCCGUCGACCCUUUGGGCCACAAUUACGGCAUCUACACCGUGACGGAUCAGAACCCCAGGGUGGCCAAGGAGAUCGCCAUUGGCCGCUGCUUUGACGGCACCUCUGAUGGCUUUUCCCGAGAGAUGAAGGUGGACAUAGGCAACGCCCUGACCUUCAGCUGUCAGGAGAAACCCGUGACCCGCCAGAGUCUCUUCCAGCGCCUCCAGAACUCUCCGAGUCAGACCAUAGCAGAAAUUGGGGCGGAAAUGAGGAGGAUGGUCCAAACACGACCCAUGCAGUCACGGAUUGUGCCCUAUCCCUCGGGGCAAAGGAAUCGCAGGAUCCGCGGCAAUGAUCAGAGGAGCAGAGAAGCCCGGCAGUAGACAGCAUGGACUUUCCUUGACCCUGAAUUGGCAGCUCUGUUGUAAAAUCUGUACAUACUGAACUCUAUAGUGACUGCAGCCUGUUUUCUAUGUGACUUUUUAUAUAUUUUGAGUCAAGAAGUGAAGAAUUCUACAACAGUAGACACAAUCAAGGAAGAUCACACCCAAUUCUGAAACGUGGACCCUUCAUUGUGAUACCUCUCUGGCUGAAGUUUCAUCCCUUCCCUUCUGGGAUCCUGGUCUGAAUAAGAGCAUAAACUGAUGGGCUGGGGGUUUUUGAUUCAAGAUUCAAGAUGUCAUUUCCUGUACACAAGUGUAAAGUAGAACAAGAUAAUAAUUGCUACUCCAAAUCUGAUGCAGCACAAAAAAAUCCCACAAAAGAUAAAGAACACAGUAAUAAUAUUUAAAAAACACAAUAAAUAUAAAUACAUAAGAUAGCUUAUAAACAGAUUGAUUGUAUUUUCAUAAAGUGACACUAGGCACAGGGGUGUCUGUACGUGAGGUGACUGAAGCAAAUGAUAAAGUAGUGGUGUUUGGGGGUGUAGAGGAGUGAGUUAGUGGGUGGAGGUGUUGAUCAGCCUUACUGCUUGGGGAAAGUAAUUGUUUCCGAGUCUGGUGGCCCUGAUGUGGAUGCUACGUAGCCUCCUCCCUGAUGGGAGCAGGACAAGCAGUCCGUGAGCAGGGUGGUUGGGAGCCCCUUCAUGAUAUUACUGGCCCAUUCCUGGCAGCUUCUUGUAUAUACUGCCCUUGAUGGUGGGUAGGCUGGUGCCAGUGAUGCGUUGGGCAGUUUUGACUACCCGCCGUAGAGCCUUCCUGUCUGCCGUGGUGCAGUUUCCGUAUCAGGCAGAGACGCACUUUGUUAGGAUGCUUUCUCCCGUGCACUGUAGAAUGACAUGAGUGUGGAUGUACAUACUCCAGCUCUCCUCAGCCAUCUCAGAGCUUUCUGGACUGUGUACGGUGUGUUCUGGGACCAUGAGAGUUUGUGUGUGAUGUGGUCUCCCACGAGUUUGAAGCUGCUCGCAGUUUCCACCGCUGUGCUGCCGAUGUAAAGAGGGGUGUGAGUGGAGCGAGUUCUCCUGAAGUCGAUAACCAUCUCCUUUGCCUUCUUAACAUUAAGGCAGAGGCUGUCUGCCUGGCAGUAGUCCUCAAGCUCUUCCACCUCCUCUCUGUGGGCCGUCUCAUUGUUGUUGGGGAUCAGCCCCACCAGUGUCGUGUCAAUGUGACAACGCUAUGGCGUCUGUCAGUAAGCAUACUCGCGAAUGUCCAGUGUGGCAGGAAUAGAGUUUGUGAUGUGUGCCAUUAUCAGCCGUUCAAAGCACUUCAUGAUGAUUGGCGUCAGUGCCACUGGGCGGUGGUUGUUUAGUUCUGAAGGUGUAGGGUUCUUUGGUACAUGGAUGAUGGUGGCUGAUUUGAAGCACGUGGGGACAGCAGACUGGAUGAGUGAAGUGUUGAAGACGUCAGUGAGCUGGUGUGCACACUCCCCGAGUACUCAGCCAGGGAUGUUGUCUGGUCCAGCCGCCUUAUGGGGGUUGACUCUCUGCAGAGUCCUUCUCACAUCAGCUUCUAAUACAGACAGCGGCUGCUCACCUGGGAGGGGAGUAGCUUUCUUGGACGCCGUUGUGUUGCAUUCCUUGUUGUUUAGAGCGUCAGGGAGGUGUCACUGGUACAGUCUACGGUGUUUUUCCUGCAUAGUCAGUAAUGACCUCGAUAGCCAGCCAUAUACAUCAGAGUCUGUUAUCAGGCAGGUAUUCCUGAAUUUUUAGUGUGUAGGUAGUUGCCCUCUUGAUGCCUGAAAUGAGGUUUCUCCUGGCUAUUCCAGGAGUUGCUCUGCCACUGGACCUGACAGUAAUGUCCCGGGGUUUAAGUAGGGAGCGCACCUUUGCGUUCGGCCAGGGCUUCUGGGAUGACCCUUCCUGAGGUACCAACGCUGUCUACGAGCUUACUGAUGUAGCCGGUAACAGGCGAGACGUAUUCCUUGAGGUCUGAGUCUUCUCCGUUUGUGACGGGCUCCUUGAGCAUCGGCCAUACAGUGUGGGUCUUCUUGGCUGGCUUCUCCAUUUUCAGCAGAGGUCAGUACACUGGGACUAACAUUACGGAGACGUGGUCAAGAGGCCAAGAUGAGCGUGUGGGUUGGCUUUGUAUAAACAUGGUCCCGUCUGUUUGUUCCUCUGGUGACGUGUUGCUGGAAUUUGGGUAAAAUGUCCUGCAGGUUAACACGACUGAAGCCUCCUGUAAUUAUGAAGAGACUAGGUGGUCGCGGGUUUCUGCGUGACAUGAAGCCAGAGGGGAGGGAGUUAGAGAGAAUGUCUCAAGCUGCUCUGUGGUGGAGCUGACGCUGUAGCUCAGGACACGGUGGCACUGAUAGUUUCGCUCUGUUCAGUGGCUGGGCGUGGGGCUUAGUGCCUCUGCUGAGCUAUUGCAGAUGGAAUAUGGUUAGAGUGAUCUGGUGGUAUACUAAACAGUGGUACUGGAUUUAUGGCGGAGGUGUUCCCAACCUUUUUUAUGCCAUAGACUCCCACCAUCAGCGGACCCCAGGUUGGGAACCCUUGGCUUAAAGGAAGGCAGUCGAAAUCCUGCCACAGCAGUCAGAGCAUUCAAUCCCGUUUACUUCAAAACCUGUCAAUAAGUAAUGAGGAUCGAAAACAGCAACAAUCAAGCUGCCCAAAUAAAGGUAUAGAAUGAAACCUGUUAUCCUUCCCCGCCUUGUACCUGUGUGUAGCUCCUGAUUGAGAGACCAGGCUACUGCCCGUUCUGCCCCUGCCGUUUACGGCAGAAAUGAACGUCUUCCAUCUUUGGCACUGUUCGGGCUUCCAUUAGCGUGCCAGUAGCUUGUUUUUCACUUCUGCCAGCCACGCAAGUUCUGGGGGGAGACUCAGGAAUUCUGUCACACUCAGAUGUGUAGUGAUUCUUCGUUGCUGUUUCUGUUGAUAGCUUUGUUUCACCAGUCAGGGUUGUUAGCCCUGAGCUGAACCCCCAGCCCCCCUCCCCCCACAAACAUGGAGGACUGGUGGACAAGUGGCCACUACCCUUUGACCUGUUCGGCAUGGGUGAUCCUACCAAGGGCCAAAGCAUAAAGCUCUGACUCCAGCCAACAUAGCUCUCUGGGCUGUUGAGACGUGAGCCUUCAAACCCAACGCCAUGGCUGUGAUCCACUUGGAGGUACAACACUGAUGGCCAGAUGUAUUGGUGAGAAGGAUGGAUGGAUGGGGGGGGGGUGCAGAUUGUUUCAAUAAUAAGAAGUAAGGUUUCUUUUCAAGAUUCAUUGUAAAACUGAAGGGUACUGUGCUGAUGAAACUGUCCACUUUAGCUACAGAAAGACUAGAUACAAAGCAGAUUGUAUGUAAGAUAUUUCCUUUGUGAACUUACAAUAUAAGUUAAACUCAUCUGUGAUUAGCGCACAUCUUGGAACUGGUUUAUCAUUGCUGCAUGUACUAAGAUACAUUGAAAAGCUUGUCUUGCAGACUUUAUAGUGGCCAAAUCAUUACACAGUGCACUGAGGUAGAACAAGUUAAAACAAUAACGAUGUAAAAUGAAAUGUAACAGCCACAGAGGAAGAGCAGUGCAGUAAACAAUAAGAUACAAGAUCAUAAUGUAGUAGAUUAUGAGGUCUAGAGUCCACCUUAGGGUCCCAUUUAACAGUCUUACAACAGCUGGGUAGAAAUUGUCCUUGAGCCUGGUGGUACGAGCUUUCAGGCUUUUGUAUCUCCUGCCUGAUAGGAGAGGGGAGAAGAAAGAAUGUCUGGGAUGGGUGGGGUUUUGAUUACGGUGGCUGCUUUACUGAGGGUGGGAGAAGUAUAGACAGAGUAGGGGAGGCUAGUUUCCAUGAUGUGCUGAGCUGUGUGUACACAACUCAUGCAGCUUGUGGUCGCGUGCAAAGCAAUUCCAAUAAUAAGACGUAUGCAUCCAGAUAGGUGCAUCAAUUAAACCUGUAAGAGUAGAUGCGGACAUGCCAAAUUCCUUUCGCUUCCUAAGGAAGUGUAGGAACUGGCGAGCUGUUUUGGCCGUGAUGUCAACACGGUUGGACCGUGACAGGCAAUCGGUGAUGUUCACUCCCAGAAACCUGUGGCUCUCAACCCUCCCAACGUCAAUAACAAUCAGAUUACUCACAAGCACCAAUUUUGCUCCAGUAACGAGAAACACCCACCCCCCGGCGAAGGGAAUUUCCCCACUAUGACUGAAAAGCUGCUUCUUCUAGGCCGGUGAUACUGUGGUGGGUUACUUCAGAGCUAGAUCCACUAGGCUGGACAAACUUAGACAGCAUUCUCAAGAGUAUUGGAUAUUGAGGGAGCCUGACAGAAGUAUGUAAGAUUAUGAGGGGCAUAGAUAGGGUAGGUAGUCAGGGUGCUUUACCAGGGGUGUAAAUAAUCAAAUACUAGCUGGCAUAGAUUUAAGGUGAGAGCAGAAAUGUCCAAAGGAGGUUUUUUUACACACAGAGUGGUAGCUAUCUGGAAUGCACUCUCAGGGAAAAUGACUGAAGCAGAUAUGAUAGUAACCUUUAAGAAACAUUUGGCCAGACACAUGAACAGGCAGGAAAUGGUGGGAUUAGAGGGAUGUAGGUCAUGUGCAGGCAGAUGGGAUUAGUUGAAAUGUUCCUGGCUGGCACAUACGUAGAGGACUGACGGGCCUGUUCCUUUACUACGCUCUUCUAUGUUCCAGGUCCCAUAACAGUACAACAGAAGGGGCUUAGAGUCAUAGGAAAGUACAGCACAGAAUCAGGCCCUUUGGCCUGUCUAGUCCAUGCCAAACUAUUUAAACUGCUUACCAUCGACCUGCACCGGGACCACAGCCCUCCAUAUCCGUAACCUAUUCAAUCUUUCCUUAUGACUCAGAUCUUCCAGACCCGGCAACAUCCUUGUAACUUUCCUCUGUUCUCUUUCAACCUUAUUUACACCUUUCCUGUAGGUAGAUGACCGUAACUUCCUCAGCCCGGGUUUGUUGCAAACUCAUUCGCUGAGAUUAUUACAGUAAUUAGACAGCAACCUUGUUUUCAUAAUGUCAUGAUGGCAGAGUCUAACUAGAUAGGCUUUGGGGAUGUUCAUGUCAAACAAUUCCUUUGCUCCCAGCCAGUUCCUACUAGUGGAAAUCUGGAAGUAGCAUAUUGGACUCAGUAAAUAUUACUGAUACUUGUCAUAAAAAUCUGAAUCAUUUAAGUCCUUUAGGGAACAAAACCAGCCAUGGCUGACUUUUUGACUUCUAGCGAUUGCAUCAAAACACAACAAAUUGGAUUUAAUUACUGCCCUGAACAGAGUAAAACUUCUCACGAGCUUCGCCAGACUAUUAUCAAACCAAACUUGACACUGGGCCAAGUAAGGAACGAUUAAGACAGAUGACCAAUUGUUUGGUUAGAGAGAUGCUGUAGGCUUAAUGAGAGGAGGGAAAAUAAAUCAGAGAAGUCGAGGGAGGAAAUUUCAUAAUUUAGGCUUGGGUUCAUGAAGGAUCAGCCUCCAAAAAUGAACUGAUAGAAACUAGGGAUUUGCCAGGUGCCACUAAUGAAGGAGCCUGCACAUUUGGGAAGAUUGUAUGUCUCGGGGGUGCUUGAAUUAAAA